AUGCGACAAAUUGAAGUUAAAAAAUAUUCUGAUAACGAUGAAUUGGAAUUCUUCUUAGAUAUGGCAAUAAAUGAAUCUCAACGAUGGCUUGAAGUAACUUGUCGAGAACUCUUUAUUGAUAGGGAUGAUUUUGUGUAUUCAUUACGCUAUGGAACACAUUUGCGCAAGAUAAUAAAUAAAAUAAUACCCGACUGUUUUGAUCUCUCCCAUUGCCGUUAUGGAAAAACUUCUCGAACAACACGUCAAAUACUUGCAAAAGCAAAUAUAGCAUAUACUGAAUUUGAGCAUUAUAUCGAUGAUGAAGAUUGGAUAUCGCAAUUUUUGUUAAUUUGUUUAUAUCGAUUAUGCAUUCCACGGCAUUUACUCUUUUUACGUGAAGAUUUGGAACAAUUUGAAGGAUUUGAAAAGCCAUACAAAGUAUUCAUCGAUGAACAGUAUGUGUAUAUUUGUUUUUAA
Molecule: messenger RNA, 456 nt
Organism: Acanthocheilonema viteae
Lineage: Eukaryota; Metazoa; Nematoda; Chromadorea; Rhabditida; Onchocercidae
Source: the annotation of a GenBank genome assembly